Effrenium voratum is the source of this 1746-nucleotide messenger RNA. NCBI's taxonomy places the organism in Eukaryota, Dinophyceae, Suessiales, Symbiodiniaceae. The record is from the annotation of a GenBank genome assembly.
AGCCGUUCUUGCCAAAACGGGAACUAGGGAGGUCUAGCGCCUGCAAUAUCCUGCCACCAAUGAUGGGACCUGACAUGGAGGCUCGUGAGGUGUCCACCGGCAAUGCCAGAGGUAAGAUCCUGAAGCUAUGCUUCCUCGGAGUCCUGGGUGCGGCGCUUCUGGCCAUAGCCGCCUUGGGCGGCACAACCCCGGCCCCCGCUUUGAUGCGCAGCUUUGGGUCAGCAAGCUCGUCCCCUUCGCCAUUGCUGGGGGAUGGCUCUGCAGUGGAUUGGUGGUUUGCCUUCAAGGGAAACACGGCUGCCUUUCCACAAUGCUCCUCGAAGUUGACUUGUGCUUUUGGCGGCUCUCCGACCCCAAAAGACUACAGCCUGCAGUACGUCCUGUCCUAUGGCAAGAGCGGGAAGACAUCCGAGAUGCAGCUUCACACUGACUGCCUGGGCAAUGCGAAGGACCCCUUGGCCCAGACCUUUGCGCAGGUGUACUCUGGUCAAGCUCCAAACUUUGUGGUGUGGAAUGACCAGUUCUAUGACGACCCCAAUCUGAACGUCGAUCCUCCGUGCCCGGGCUAUUGCAAAGGGCCAUGGGGCCAUAGUAAGGGCGUGAUGGCCUGGGGCGACGACGGCACCGGCUUUGUGCUGCAAGUGACCACGCCCGACUGGCCAGGCUCUGGUACCCACGAGCACCCGCGGAAGCGGGGCAACACCUUGGGCUGCUGCCAGGACGAUAACGUCUUGGUGUCCCAGCACUUCUUUGCCGUGAAGCUUGCCACGCCGCAGGACACUUUGGCGGUGCUGCAGUCCCUGCAGCGGGCCUCAGUGGCCACGGACCCCUCCAACCCGGAGAUCGUGAAGCUCACCUCAGGGCCCAGCGAGCUCACCAACGCAGCGAAGCAGCUGGGGCGCCAAGUCAAGGAUGUCGAGCCGCUGCUGAGCCAGCUCAGCAUCAGGACCUCCCAGAGCCAGGUGCACCUCAUCGCCAAGCCCAGCGCCUUGAAUGUGCCGCCCUGGCACAUGGUGAGCUCCCUCCUGCAGGUGCCGCUCCGAACCGCCACCUGGUGGGCGCACCCGCAGAUCAACUCCACGAAGAAGGCCUUUCAGCCAGGGUGCUGGCACAGCGAACUGAAGCCCCCGCUGGAGGUCCAGGUGGCUUUGAGCGGGCAAUGGGCGGGCAAGACCUUCAGCUUCAGAGGCCUUGCCUCUCCGGAUGCCAACCAUGCCAAGAUGGCGCACAGCAUGGACGGCUCCAACCUGGCCGUCUUGGCUGACAUGAACCAGCAGGGCAUGCUCAGCGACGAUGGCUCCAAGGAAGGUUGCAGCACUUCUCAGAACGGCCGCGGCGGGCUGUUCUUCGUCCUCCAAGACAGCACGCUGCAUGAUGGCCUUGCAAAGCUGCUCACGGGUGACACGGCCGACUACGCCGGAGGGUCGCCAUCUCCUUCGCCAUCUCCCUCGCCAUCUCCCUCGCCAUCUCCCUCGCCAUCUCCCUCGCCGUCACCGACGGGGUGCGGCGGCGCCGGCGUGAAGUGGAACACGUGCAAAGCGUCGGGCUGCAAGUACGUGAAGAAGGAGAACGCGGAGGCGUGCGGCGUGCCAGGCUAUGGCUGUUUCCCUGAGAAGUCUCUGAAGGCAGGAUGCCCGGAGAGCCUAGAAGAAAUCCACAAGUGAGCACCAGCGGCAGCUUUUUUUGCAUUGACCCAAUUGGGGUCAAUGCUGGAAGGGGACUGGGGCACACAGGUUGCACAUGCCA